Messenger RNA from Aspergillus brunneoviolaceus CBS 621.78, 4319 nucleotides. RefSeq names its product P-loop containing nucleoside triphosphate hydrolase protein. NCBI's taxonomy places the organism in Eukaryota, Fungi, Ascomycota, Eurotiomycetes, Eurotiales, Aspergillaceae. The record is from RefSeq and is a predicted model, not a curated record. The transcript has 15 exons. Gene Ontology annotation, cellular component: membrane. The coding region runs from base 36 to 4319 and encodes 1427 amino acids. Gene Ontology annotation, molecular function: ATP binding; ATP hydrolysis activity; ABC-type transporter activity. Gene Ontology annotation, biological process: transmembrane transport.
CUUUUCUCCCCCUCCCCGUACGGUACGCACGCCGUAUGAACUCGAUCAAUCAAACUGCCCCCUGCGUUCUGGCAGAUCGCCAGCUGGGUCCGCAGGUCUCCGUGCGCUGCCGAAGUUUCGACUUUACGGUCACAUUUGAAGAAAGUAUUUUGUCAGUUCUCCCAUCAGUGCUCUUCAUUAGUUCCGCAACCUUUCGAAUUGCUCUUCUUUACAGGCAAAAGCCUAAGGUUGGGGCGCGACUUUCCCAAAGGCUGAAGCUGUCUCUGGCAGGCGUCUUUGGUUUGCUCCAGUUGUCACUUCUUGUCAUUUACGCCCGACCGCAGUACCCGGAUCAUCAGCCGUGGGGAAUUGCAGCAUUGGCUCUAGCAGUGGCAGACUCCAUCUUUGUCGCUCUACUCUCGUACUUGGAACAUGAAAGGGCGAUCUCCCCAUCCGGCAUAUUGCUGUCUUAUCUUCUGUUGUCGACAUUGCUCGAUGCCGCUCGCCUAUUAAAGGGCUUAUUCUUUUCGUUGAAUCAAGGGCAAAAGACUGAGCACUUUCUCGACUCACAAGAUGCUGCACGAUCGCCCGAGGAAACGAAAGGACUGUUUAGCAAUGGCCUGUUUCUGUGGACAAACUCUCUCCUUCGGAGGGGCUUCAAGAAGGUCCUUUGCUUGAGCGAUCUCUACAAUGUUCCAGGGGAAUGCAUUGGCGUUGAACUAGACCAGAGGUUUGAAGAGGCUUUCGAAAAGAGCCAGGCAAAGAAUUAUAGGCUUGUCAAAGCCGCGUUGAGAGUCUUCAUGUUCACGUUGUUGCGUCCAGCCAUGCCGCGAAUUUUCCUUCUGGCAUUCACCUUAUUACAACCGAUUCUAAUGCUGGAGCUUCUUCGCUGGCUGGAACAGGCCUCCCAUCGCGACAUGAAUAUAGGCUACGGCUUAUUGGGAGCCAACGCCAUAGGAUAUGUAGGCCUGGCUAUCGCCACUGGUGCGUAUUGGCGUCUUCAGCUCCGAUUCAUCACGACCCUCCGGGGAACAUUGCUCUCAGCGAUCCAUCGAAAGGCACUCCAACUCAGUGAUGUCGAGGCAAAGAAGGCUACUGUGGCUUUGAUGAGCACCGAUGUGGAGAUGGCAUGCACUGGACUAGAGCAGCUCCACGAGGUUUAUUUCAGUCUGUUGCAGAUCGGCAUCGCAACCUGGCUGUUGGAGCGGCAAGUCGGGGCGGCCUGCGUUUCACCUGCCAUCGUGGCAACGACCUGCGCCAUUGCUACGUACAAAUUGUCCCAGCAUGUGGGUCAAAGUCAGAAAGCAUGGUUGAUGAGCGUACAGAAACGGUUGAAUGCCACUACAUCAGUUCUUUCAGAUAUGAAAACUGUGAAAUUAUCCGGUUUCGCGAGAAGCCUUUCUGAUAGGCUUUCUGAUCUGCGUGAUACCGAGCUUCAAUCUGCCUCGAAAUACCGUAGGAUCUUGGUGUGGGUUAUGGGCUUGGCGUACGCUCCUUCGGCAAUAUCCCCCGUGGUGACUUUGACCAUCUACGCCGCCAUUCAAUCAAACGCCUGGACUUCAUCCAGUGCAUCUCAUAUCUAUACUGCUAUCUCGCUCCUAGGUCUCAUCGCAUCCCCCUUGGUGGCUGUGUUCCAACUGGUUCCUAUGGUUGUAGCGGCACUGAGCUGUCUAGACCGAAUUGAAGAUUUCCUCGCGGGUCCAGCCCACGCGGACUACCGAAUUCCACCCCACGCAACAGGUACCCUGAUUGAUUCCGAAAAGGAGGCAAUGGAGUCUAUCAGUCCUUCAUGUCCUUCAUCAGAUCAGGAACCGGGGCACCGAUCUCGAUUUGCCUUGACCAUCCAUAAUGCAAGCUUCUCUUACCCUGGAUCAUCUUCUGUCGUGCUUCAAAGCAUUACGGUCAACAUCCCACUGUCGCAGCUCACACUAAUCUUAGGACCUGUCGGCAGUGGAAAGUCUGCACUGCUCCGGGCUAUGCUGGGAGAAAUGGAUCUACUCACAGGCAGCGUGGAAAAGAAAGUCCGAAGUCCUGCGUAUUGCCACCAAUCACCUUGGCUUCUGAACAGCUCUAUCCGAGAAAACAUCGUUGGGCCCGAUCAAGACCUUGACACUGAGCUCUACAGGAAAGCACUGUGGGCUUGCGAGUUGGAUCACGAUCUUCGCGAGAUCAUUGAAGGGGAUCACACCAAGGUCGGAAGUAGCGGCGUCACGCUGAGUGGGGGACAGAAACAGCGCAUUGUAAACAAUUGCCCUUGUCACGGAAGUGCGAUGGCCAGAGCGGUAUAUGCGCGAAAAGAGCUUUUUUUUCUCGACGAUAGUUUCAGUGCGCUUGAUCCCCGCAUGGAGGGGAAGGUUGCGCGGCGCCUUCUCGGACCCAAAGGCAUGAUGCGAGAGAACGGACAGACUGUGGUUGCUGCUUCCAAAGGAGAAUGGUUGUUACCGUACGCCGAUCUGGUUAUUCUUCUUGACAUGAAUGGCAGAAUCCGGGCCCAGGGCUCGCCGGAGGAACUGACAUCACACUUCACCAUUCCAUCCAAGGGUAACGACAUGGAAGACGACGAAAUCUACAUCUCACACCAAGAACCUUUGUCAGUGCCGAAUACAUCUUCCGAUAAGAAAGUCCAACAGACCGAACCAAGGGACCAUAGACUCGAACAUCGCAAUGUUCCAGUUUAUCGUUCCUAUUUCCGCUCCAUGGGUUUCUGGCGAGGCAUGGUAUUAUGUGCUCUUCUGAUUCUCCAGACGGUAUUUUCCAGGUUUCCCACUGUCUGGCUUCAGUGGUGGUUGGAUAAAGACCCUUCGAGCAUGGGGCCUUCAUACGCGACGUACAUCGGAGUCUACAGUCUCUUUCAGGCUGCAUCCAUGAUAUUCACCCUUCUUGCCGCCUUCCAGCAACUGCGCAUUGUCAUGCCACAAACCAGCCGCUAUUUCCACAGUCGUCUCUUGACAGCUACUAUGGGAAUGCCAAUGCCGGCUUUCAGCAAGAUUGACACAGGGUCAAUCAUCAACAAAUUCAGCCAAGACUUGCAAUUAAUCGACUGGAACCUACCAGUCACGUUUCUGAAUGCCUCGGAAGGUGCUCUCGUGACAUUGGCACAGGUCAUUAUCAUCGCAAGCUCCUUUCCCUACAUCUUCAUCGCAUUCCCAGUUCUCUUCGCCGUUGUGCUCGCCAUUCAGAGGUUUUACCUGCACACAUCGAAGCAAGUACGCGCGAUGGACAUUGAGGCGAAGAGCCCGCUGCUCGAUCACUUUCUCGAGACCAUAAAUGGCCUCCAUACAGUUCGUGCAUUUGGCUGGCAGCACCACAUCCGCAAAAGGCACGACGCGCUUCUUAACGCAUCACAAAGACCCUACUACCAGCGAAUCAUGGUCCAAAGAUGGCUUAACCUCGUGCUCGACAUGUUAGCUGCGGGAGUCGCGAUUCUUGUCGUCGGACAGGCCAUCAGACUGCAAACUCGGUCGACGCUGGUCGGACUCGCACUGGUCAAUGUCAUCUCCCUGAAUGAGACCCUGCAACUGCUGAUCCUUCAAUGGGCGGUGAUGGAGAUUUCACUCGGAUCCAUCACACGUUUGGAAGAAUUCACGGUCCAAGCCAGAACCGAUCGUCUCCUCGAGCAGCAAAGCAACUUUUCUGUCCAGGCAAUUGGAGAUGAUGGUCCCGACGUGCUCAAGAACAUUUGCUUGUCCAUCCCCGCCGGCUUUGAAGUGGGAGUCUGCGGUCGAACGGGCAGCGGAAAGAGCACUCUGAUCUCUGCACUGUUUCAGAUGAUCGACCUCACCUCUGGGUGUAUCGUCAUCGACGGUGUUGACAUCGCAGAGCUCGAUCUCGAAUCGGUCCGCUCGCAUCUGAUCGGUAUAUCCCAGCACAGUUACAUUAUGCCGGGAAUUUCCGUUCGAGAUAAUCUGCAGCUGUGGUGUGUCAACCCAUCGGAGGAUUCUCAACUCAUCGCAGCCCUGCAGAAAGUCAAUCUUUGGGGUUUGGUCUCGGAACGAGGAGGACUCUCGGCUAUCCUGGACAAUGAGACAAUGUCUGCCGGACAGAGUCAGCUUUUUACUUGUGCGCGAGCCCUCCUGCAGUCUGGGUCGGUAGUGGUGUUGGACGAGCCGGCCAGCAGCCUCACAGCUGAGACGGCGGAUUCAAUCCAACGAGUAAUUUUGGAGGAGUUCAAGGAGCGGACGGUAAUUGCUGUCAUGCACCAGAUUGAGAGGUUACUGGAUUUCGAUAUGGUGGUGGUGAUGGAGGAUGGUCGAGUGGUGGAGAUGGGCCAGCCUCGGGAGCUGCAGGAUGGUAAUGGUCUCUUUCGAGGUCUUCUCGACGCAAGUCAAUCAAAUCGAUGA